This is a messenger RNA of Dioszegia hungarica, 429 nucleotides long. RefSeq names its product ribosomal protein L14-domain-containing protein. Lineage: Eukaryota; Fungi; Basidiomycota; Tremellomycetes; Tremellales; Bulleribasidiaceae. Gene Ontology annotation, biological process: translation; ribosomal large subunit biogenesis. The annotation marks the transcript as partial. Gene Ontology annotation, cellular component: cytosolic large ribosomal subunit; ribosome. The record is from RefSeq and is a predicted model, not a curated record. The transcript has 3 exons. Gene Ontology annotation, molecular function: structural constituent of ribosome; RNA binding.
CCGCAGGUCGCCCAGCCCUCCACCUUCAAGCGGUUCGUCGAGGUCGGCCGUGUCGUUCUUGUCAACGACGGGCCUUCCGCCGGCAAGCUCGCCGUCAUCGCCGAGAUCAUUGACCACAACCGGGCCCUGAUCGACGGCCCCAACACCUCCGUACCCCGUCAACAAAUCGCCUACCGCAACCUCAUCCUUACCCCCUACACCAUCUCGAAACUCCCCCGGGGUGCCGGAAGCGGCGCCAUCAAGCGCGCGGUCGAGAAGGCUGGCGUGCUCGAGAAGUGGGAGCAGAGCGGUUGGGCCAAGAAGCUUGCGGCGAGGCAGACGAGGAAGAACGCUUCCGACUUUGACCGCUUCAAGAUCAUGCUCGCCAAGAAGUCGCGUCGGGAUCUCGUCAGGAAGGCGUACGUGAAGGAGAAGAAGUCGGCUGCUUAG